UGUUUGGUUAAAAAAACCAAGAACCCAAUUUUCUCUUCUCUCUCCUGCUGCAUUUCUCUCAUAACCCUUUAUCUUUCUUGAAUAUCUGGAAGAAAAUAAACCCGUGAAAUAUUUUCUGUGUUUUCUUCAUAUUGUUGAAUCAAUUGGCUACUUGUGUAUGGAAUUUGAGACCAAUUAUUAUAGUGAUACAGAAGGAGCAGUUUUUUGGGUUCCCAAUCAAGAAGCCAUUCAUUUUCGCCGUGUGAAUCCUCCUUUAACCUGCAAUUCAGGGCUGCAUAUAAAUCCUCGUCGGCCUCCAUUUUGGCCUAGAUUUAGUCCAGUUAAUCCGCUUUUAGUUGGCUUCCUUGAGUUGGGAUUUGACCCUGAUGUCUUAAUGAAAAUGGAGGUCCAGAGGUCAAUUUCCCUGCUUCAGUUCAUGGCUGAUGAGGGUCUGGUGCCGUCUCCUGAGGAAGAAAUCAAGAGAAGAAAUGUCAUUGCCAAGCUUAAACAGAUAGUGAUGCACUGGGUUAAAAGGGUUGCUUACCAGUGUCAACUUCCCAAGAAUCGAGUUAGAGCUGCUUCUGCUACAAUAUUGACAUUUGGAUCUUAUGGCCUUGGAGUCCAUAAUUCAGGUUCAGAUAUAGAUGCUUUAUGUGUAGGCCCAUAUUUUGCAACAAUGGCAGAGGACUUUUUCGUACUUCUUCACAAUAUGCUUGCAAGCAGACCUGAAGUGACUGAGAUACACUGUAUAAAGGAUGCAAAGGUUCCUCUAAUGAAGUUUAAGUUUGAUGGGCUUUCAAUUGAUUUGCCUUUUGCACAACUUAAAGUAAUCUCUGUUCCUGAGAAUGUGGAUCUACUUAAUCCAUUUUUUUUGAGGAACAUUGAUGACACAAGUUGGAGAAGUUUGUCUGGUGUACGUGCCAAUAAAAGUAUUCUUCAGCUCGCGCCAAACGUCGAGCUAUUUCAGUCGUUGCUGCGUUGUGUUAAAUUAUGGGCAAAAAGACGAGGAGUGUAUGGAAAUUUACAUGGAUUUUUUGGAGGUGUUCAUUUUGCAGUCCUUGCAGCAUUUGUUUGUCAAAGGCAUCCAAAUGCCAGUCUGAGUCUUCUGAUCUCAAUUUUUUUUAAGACGUUUGCCUUUUGGCCUUGGCCAAGACCCGUUUUUCUGCAUGGCCGCAUGAUGCCACCGACUAUUUCCAGUGACUCCCGGUUUUUGAUGCCUAUCCAAUUACCAUGUAGCCCAAAUGAAUAUUGCCAUUCUAACAUCACACGAAGCACGUUCUUCCGGAUUAGAACCGAGUUCCUUCGCGGACAUGCCUUGACUAAGGAUAUUCUAAGGCCCGAUUUCAGUUGGAGUAUCCUAUUUGAUCCUUUUCCAUAUCCAAAGAAAUAUGCUCAGUUUGUCAAAAUUUGCCUCUCAGCUUCUAAUCAAGAUGAGUUACGAGGAUGGGUGGGUUGGGUCAAAUCGCGCUUCCGCUCACUUCUUGUCAAGCUGGAAGAAUUACAGGGCUUUUGCGAUCCCAGCCCUUUAGAAUAUGUUGAUGUUGAUCUGGGUGCCCCAAAUGUUGUCUUUUAUUGGGGUUUGCAGCCCAGCAGGAGGGAUAUAAUAGACAUAGACUUUGUCGAUGAAGAUUUUAUGAAGAAUAUGAGCAAUGGUUAUCGGGUUCCUCCCGGAAGGAUGAAGUUGUCAGUUGUCAAAGCAUCUCAACUACCUAAAAGCGUUACGUGCAAUACUGGAAGUAAGGGAGUGAGGGCUCGCUGGAGGAUUUUAGAUAACAGCCGGCGAAAGAUCCCAGUUCGCACAAACUCACUACCUCAGGAGUUUGCUGGAUUGAUGGCGACCAAUGGAAGUGCAGAAUUCCCCAGUGCUGGGGUUUAGGCUGCAAGAAUGAAUAUUCAUUGUCUCAAGAUAUUAGUUCGAAGUGUGUACAGGCGUUCUACGUGUUUUUUAAGCUCACACAGCAUAGGAAAUACUGUACAUAACCUAGGGCCUAGGAGUUUACUUGAAUUUGUAUUAGCCACAGGGAUACUCUCGUCAACAUAAAAUGUUUUGUUUCUGCUCAA
This is a messenger RNA of Coffea eugenioides, 2040 nucleotides long. RefSeq names its product nuclear poly(A) polymerase 3. The record is from RefSeq and is a predicted model, not a curated record. The coding region runs from base 158 to 1855 and encodes 565 amino acids. The transcript has 10 exons. Gene Ontology annotation, cellular component: nucleus. Gene Ontology annotation, molecular function: poly(A) RNA polymerase activity; RNA binding. Lineage: Eukaryota; Viridiplantae; Streptophyta; Magnoliopsida; Gentianales; Rubiaceae.